This is a messenger RNA of Pleuronectes platessa (European plaice), 4176 nucleotides long. RefSeq names its product transient receptor potential cation channel, subfamily C, member 4b (gene trpc4b). The transcript has 11 exons. Lineage: Eukaryota; Metazoa; Chordata; Actinopteri; Pleuronectiformes; Pleuronectidae. Gene Ontology annotation, molecular function: protein binding; inositol 1,4,5 trisphosphate binding; store-operated calcium channel activity. Bases 189 to 2831 code for a protein of 880 amino acids. Gene Ontology annotation, biological process: manganese ion transport; regulation of cytosolic calcium ion concentration; calcium ion transmembrane transport. Gene Ontology annotation, cellular component: membrane; cation channel complex. The record is from RefSeq and is a predicted model, not a curated record.
GAGGAGAGGAGAGGAGGGAGGAGAAGAGAUCACACGACAGGACAGCGUCUUCAGAGGAGACGCCAGUGAGUGAGGAAGAUGAGGAUCCAACCUCCAGGCUGCAGCAGCCUCCACUUCCGCUGCGCGUAAAAUAACACAAGCGAAAAGCAACAGGAGGACGUUGACUCUGAGAAACUGCAGCAGCAGCAAUGUCACAGCUGUAUUACGGCAAAACUGACGGCUCCUUGUUCAGGGACAGCAUCCCCCUGCGGGUCGUGAGGGCCGAGUCCGAGCUCUCCUCCCUGGAGAAGGCCUACCUGGGGGCAGUCGAUAAGGGGGACUACGCCAGCGUGAAAGAGGACCUGGAGGAUGCCGAGAUUUAUUUCAGGAUCAACAUUAACUGCAUCGACCCCCUGGGACGCACGGCCUUACUCAUCGCCAUCGAGAACGAGAACCUGGAGAUCAUCGAGCUGCUGCUCAGCUAUAACGUGUACGUGGGGGACGCCCUGCUGCACGCCAUCCGCAAAGAGGUGGUGGGCGCCGUGGAGCUGCUGGUCAAUCACAAGAGGCGUGGGGACAAAAAGGUUCCACCAAUCCUGCGAGACAAGCAGUUUUCAGACUUCACCCCGGACAUCACUCCGAUCAUCCUCGCAGCCCACACCAACAACUACGAGAUCAUCAAACUGCUGGUGCAGCGAGGCGUCUCCAUCCCUCAGCCGCACAACGUACGCUGCAACUGCGUGGAGUGCGUCUCCAGCUCCGACGUGGACGUCCUGCGUCAAUCCCGCUCCCGACUGAACAUCUACAAGGCCCUCGCCAGCCCGUCCCUCAUCGCCCUCUCGAGCGAGGACCCCUUCCUCACGGCUUUCCAGCUCAGCUGGGAGCUGAAGGAGCUCAGCAAUGUGGAGAACGAGUUCAAGUCGGAGUACGAGGAGCUCUCCCAUACGUGUAAACAAUUUGCAAAAGACCUCCUAGACCAAACCCGGAGCUCUAAAGAGUUGGAGACAAUCCUCAACUACCGAGAUGACAUCAAUCCCCUGCUGGACGACAACAAUGACCUGGCAAGACUUAAACUGGCUAUCAAAUACAGCCAGAAAGAGUUUAUCGCGCAGCCCAACUGUCAGCAGCUGCUGGCGUCUCGGUGGUACGAUCAGUUCCCCGGCUGGAGGCGGCGUCACUGGGCGGCAAAGUUCCUCACCUGCAUCUUCAUCGGCCUCCUGUUUCCGCUGCUGUCCAUCUUCUACCUGAUCUCUCCAAAGAGCUUCUAUGGCUUAUUCAUCCGCAGGCCUUUCAUCAAGUUCAUCUGUCACACCGCCUCCUACCUGACCUUCCUCUUCCUGCUCUUCUUGGCCUCGCAGCACAUAUCCAAUUCACAGAAGGACUGUCAGGGCCCGCCCCCCACCAUCGUGGAGUGGAUGAUCCUGCCUUGGGUGCUCGGUUUUAUAUGGAUGGAGAUCAAACAGAUGUGGGAUAAUGGUUUCCAGGACUAUAUGGACGACUGGUGGAACCUCGUGGACUUCAUCAUGAACUCCCUGUAUCUCGCAACCAUUUCUCUGAAGCUCGUUGCCUAUAAACAGUACAGAGGGCCCAAACCCAGAGACCAGUGGGAAAUGUGGCACCCGACUCUGGUGGCAGAGGCCCUGUUCGCCAUCGCCAACAUCUUCAGCUCAUUGCGCCUCAUCUGCCUUUUCACUGCCAACUCCCAUCUGGGGCCCUUACAGAUCUCGCUGGGUCGGAUGCUCCUGGACAUCCUCAAGUUCCUCUUCAUCUACUGCCUGGUGCUUUUAGCCUUCGCCAACGGCCUCAACCAGCUGUACUUUUACUAUGAAACAGAACUGCCGUGCAAGGGGAUUCGCUGCGAAAAACAGAACAACGCCUUCUCAACGCUGUUCGAGACGCUGCAGUCGUUAUUUUGGUCCGUGUUUGGCCUGAUUAACCUCUAUGUGACCGAUAUGGGUCCGGAUCAUCAAUUCACUGAGUUUGUGGGCAGCACCAUGUUCGGCACAUACAACGUGAUCUCCCAGAUCGUGCUUCUGAACAUGCUCAUCGCCAUGAUGAACAACUCCUACCAGCACAUAGCUGAUCAUGCUGAUAUAGAAUGGAAAUUCGCAAGAACAAAAUUAUGGAUGAGCUACUUUGAAGAAGGGGGGACUUUGCCGUCUCCGUUUAACAUAAUACCCAGUCCGAAGUCAGUUUUUUAUCUGAUGAGAUGGAUAAAGAAAUUCUUAUUCAGGAGACAAUGCAAGAAAAUGCAUGAUACCUUCGAAACAUUGGGGAGACGCGCGGCUAAAAGUGUAAGAUCAAACCAUCAGUACCAGGAGGUUUUAAGGAACCUUGUGAAGCGAUAUGUCGCUGCGCUGAUCAGAGACGCCAAGACAGCAGAAGGUUUGACAGAAGAGAACUUCAAGGAGCUGAAGCAGGAUAUCUCCAGCUUCCGCUAUGAAGUCCUGGGAAUGAUGAAGGGUAAAUCUCAAGGAAGGGCAAGCUCCGCCUUGGCCUAUCCUGGAAACCCGUUCAAAUAUUCUCCCAAAUUCCCCAUUGAUGAGCCGGAACGGAAGCAGAGCAUGUUUGAAGUGGUCAUCACCGCCCAGCAGAGCGGAGCUUCCAACACCAUCGGCUCUGACAGGCUUACCAACGGUGCAGCUCUUCUGUCCCCUCCGGGACAGACUCAGGACGAGGUGUCCAAGGAUGUCUCAGACGAGGGGUCUCAUAACUUUGAAAACAUAUCAUCGUCACCGAAAGAUUCACUGGGAUCUGGGAGCAUAAUGCUAUUUCAGAUUGAGAAAGGCUUCCAGAUAAGGCAGAAGAAAAAAAAACUGCCUGGUCCCCAUGAUUCUGAUCAAGACCCAUGAAUGAACGUCUGGAUCCGCCUCUAUAUCUGAAUCUAGUUUCUAUCCUGAUUCAUGUCCUGUCCUUCCGAGUUUCAUUAAAAUCGGUGUGGAAUUUUUUGCGUAAUCCUGCUGAUAAAGAAACAGACCAACUUACAAACAAAACAUAACCAGAACAAAACAUAACAUUACAUUAAAAAGUACAUGUUAAAACGAUUUGUGGACUUUUAAAAGCUGGUACAGAUGUGAGUUUUUAGUUAAUCUUAAAUAUGUACAGAGGAUGAGCUCUUAACCUGAUUGUAGCCUUAAUGGGAAACUUACAAAACUUUGUGGUGGCUGAGGCCGCCACAAAGUUUUGUAGGUUUCCCAUUAAGGCUACAAUCAGGUUAAGAGCUCAUCCUCUGUACAGGGGACCAGGGGACAGCCAGGAACAGCUGGUAAUAACCCAGAGUGUCUGAGUCAUCUGGAAGUGGACAGGAGCUCAGAGACGUGUUAAUGGAGCCAGGUCUUUAAAAAAGAAUCGAAUAAACAAACCUUAUACUCAAUCCUGUUCUGGAGCAGGAGCCAGUGCAGCGAUGAGGUGAGAUCCUCCCUCCUACUGGUCCCAGUGAGCGGCAGCGUUCUGCAGCAGCUGCAAACGAGACGGUGAUGAAAACAUAUUAGUGCAACAUCUUCCAAUAAUCUUUUUUCAGAGAUUUCAUUCUUUCUCUUGCCAGUUUUGAAAAACGUAUAUUGAAAUAAACUCAUGUUCUCAAGGUAAGGAAUAUUGUAGUUACCUGUCAUAUUCAGUUUAAUACCUGCAUCCUGCCAUGUAUGUUAUUGCAGAUUAUAUCACAUGCAUUCCUCUCCGAUUGGAAUAUGAAGUGCCGAUUUGAUGCUCAGGGAAUUUGACACAGGUCUGUAAUUCAUGAUUAACUGUGAGCAGCUAAAUCCAAAGAGCGCCCCCACCCUGCUGCCUGUCCUCUCAGCUGCACCUUGAAUUGUUCUCUUAUUGUGAUAUGCAAAAAAUCUCUGUUUCUAAAAAACAAUAUUACUCCUCAUACACUGCCAGUAUCCAUUUUUUGUAUUGGUUAGGCAGUAAAAAUGUAACCCUGUGUUAAAACAUGUUUAUUUGUAUACGUGUGAACUAAUUGAAUAUGUAACUUGGAUACAUUAUCCAGCUGAUAAAUACGCAAAGCAGCACCGGGCUAAUUCAGAAAAAGAUUCUAAUUGUUUUUACUCCAAAGCGAUCUCCUUUUUCUAGAGUGAGAAAAGUUCCGUUGCAAGAUUUAUUCCAAAAAACCUCCGCUUGUACACUUUACAACCUGGAAUGCAAACUUGUAUAGACAUUACUCUCUGAUCAAAUAAAAAUCUAUGCCGAUGUAAAAAA